This is a messenger RNA of Apaloderma vittatum (bar-tailed trogon), 243 nucleotides long. Its product is annotated as protein phosphatase 1 regulatory subunit 1C-like. The record is from RefSeq and is a predicted model, not a curated record. The transcript has 3 exons. Bases 1 to 243 code for a protein of 80 amino acids. Gene Ontology annotation, cellular component: cytoplasm. Gene Ontology annotation, molecular function: protein phosphatase inhibitor activity. Lineage: Eukaryota; Metazoa; Chordata; Aves; Trogoniformes; Trogonidae. Gene Ontology annotation, biological process: intracellular signal transduction.
AUGGAGAAACACUUUUGUGCUAACUGUUCUCUUUCCGUAUCUUUCCUUCCUGUAGAAAAAGAUGAGAAGAGAACAAACAUCUCACAGGCAGAGUCCCAGAGUGCCUCUCCCAAGCAGAGGAAGCAGAGCGUCUUCACGCCGCCCGCGCUCAAAGGGAUUAAACAUCUGAAGAGCCAGAGUGAUUCAUCGUUUCCAGAGGAAGAAGAGGGAGUUAGUGAAAGGGAAGAGGAUUGGGGCCAUUAA